Messenger RNA from Galeopterus variegatus (Sunda flying lemur), 1660 nucleotides. RefSeq names its product zinc finger, DHHC-type containing 11B (gene ZDHHC11B). Gene Ontology annotation, biological process: protein targeting to membrane; peptidyl-L-cysteine S-palmitoylation. Lineage: Eukaryota; Metazoa; Chordata; Mammalia; Dermoptera; Cynocephalidae. The transcript is spliced from 9 exons. The record is from RefSeq and is a predicted model, not a curated record. Gene Ontology annotation, molecular function: protein-cysteine S-palmitoyltransferase activity. The coding region runs from base 13 to 1383 and encodes 456 amino acids. Gene Ontology annotation, cellular component: Golgi apparatus; endoplasmic reticulum.
CUGCAUAGCUUGAUGGACAUCUGUGGCAGGAGCCAGAGUCAGGUCGUCUGGGAAGCCAGAGCCACUGUGAAGAAGCCUCUGCCACCACGCAUCUCCAGAGUGAAUGGCUGGUCUCUGCCGCUGCAUUUCUUCCAGAUGGUGGCCUGGAUCACCUUCCUGAUCAUGUCCUUCACCAUGUUUGGGGUCUUCAUUCCCCUUUUGCCACACGAGUGGAAAUAUAUUGCCUACACUCUGACUGGCGGGCUCCACGCUUUCUAUGCCACGGUCCACCUGAUCACAGUUUCCAUCGAUCCAGCUGAGGCCAACGUGCGAUUCAAGAAGAACUAUUCUGAUCCCCUGCCGACUCUUGACCGAUCCAAACACGCACACGUGAUUCAGAACCAGUAUUGUCACGUGUGCAAGGUCACUGUGAGCGCAAAGGCCAAGCACUGCAGCGCCUGCAACAAGUGCGUGAGUGGCUUCGACCACCACUGCAAGUGGCUCAACAACUGCGUGGGGAGCAGGAACUACCGGUACUUCUUUGGCUCCGUGGCCUCGGCCUUCGCCGGCCUGCUCUGCGUGAUGGUCAUCCUGGUGUACGUCCUCACCCAGUACCUCGUGGACCCCAGCAGGCUCCGCACGGACCCCGCGUAUAAAAGUGUCAAGAAUAAGGACACCUGGCUGCUCUUCCUCCCCUUGUUCCCUGUGAAGGUGGAGACCCCAGCGGUCCUGUGCGUCUGGGUGUUUGUGCUGAUGCUGGCCACCACCAGCUUCCUGCUGCUCGGGCACCUGCUCAUCUUCCACGUGUUCCUGCAGUUCAAGAAGCUGAGCACGUUUGAAUACAUGACACAGGCCCCACAGCCAUGUUGCUCCAAAACAUCAUCAGAGAAGAAAGAUGUGCAAAUGGAGGAAAGGCUUGCACAGACUUCGAGGAGUUGGCAACAAUGUACAGGACAGUCUGUGACAGUAGACGAUGCUGAAAAUAAAGGCGUAGCUUCAGGAGCCAGGGUGCCCACGCUGGCCAAGUCCCGCGCCCCGGAGCCCUUCACCCCCGUGGAGAUCCCGCUUGGGCAGUCAGACCUGGAAAGCCUCUCCUUCCUCCACCCACUGCAGUCCAGCAGCCAGAGGGUGCCAUCCAAGAAGCCCCCGGCCUCAGAGUCCACCUCCAGCAGCAGCCGCCUGGCACCUCGAGAGGAGCAGACCCCACGGCAGGGCAGCCGGCCCCAGGACGACCCAUGCCCACAAAUGGCAGAGAAGGCAGCCCCGGGCAGCACCGCGCUCUCCAGCCAGGAGGCCACAGGCUCCCCCAGUGCUCGGGGACAGCUAGUGGCUGAAACCCCUGUUCUCCGCGAGGAGCUCGGUGGCCCCGCCUCUGGUCCCUGCACACACAGCAGCGGGGCCUAGCCAUGACCCGCUCGCCACCUGGCGUGGGCCUGCCUCCCAUGUGGAGAGAGUCAAGGACAGACGAGGGCCACAGCUCGCUCUCUGACUGUUUUGGUUGCGUGAAAAGAUUUUAGUGAACUCUGUGUUUUACUCAGCUAAGUAGUCAUAGUUUAAAAACAUUCAUUGUUUUCUAGACAUAUCUGUAAGUUUAAUUUUUAAGGAAAGUUUUUAGAAUUUAGAUAGAAUAAGACAGGAAAUAAUAAAAAUCAAUUUUAAUGGCAAUAAACUUGAAAUCAGU